CCAAUCCAAAUCCAAAAUCAAAAUAUAUAUAUUUCUUUCCCCUUUUUAUCAUUUGCCGGCGGAUUUCAAAACGAGAAAACCCAAACACCCACCAAAUAUUUCCUUCCUUUAAUAUAAUUUUAACAAAAUAAAAUCCCAAGAAAUUAAAAACCCAUAUCAAUAAUUAAAUUCACGUUAUAUUUGUACAAAAAAGUUUCACACUUGAUUCAUUUUACAAAAUCUUUUUCCUAAUUAUAAAUAUUUCCCCGGUCGGCGGUAGCGGUGGCGGUGGUGGGUGGUUGUUCUGUUGGCAAACUGUAUUUCCGGCAAUGGGUCGGGCUUUACUUGGCUCGUAUGAUGAUGUCACGCUGACGUAUGUGUUUGAAAAUGUUUAUGGGUGGUGGGAUGAUAUUAAUAAUUCUCAAGUUUCCCAAGAUUUGAUUUUUCAUGUUCUUGCUGCUUUAUACGGCAUCGUUUCAUUUGUUGCUCUUGUACAAUUAAUUAGGAUACAAGUAAGAGUUCCGGAGUAUGGUUGGACCACCCAGAAAGUUUUCCAUUUUCUUAAUUUCUUGGUUAACGGAGUUAGAUGCUUAAUCUUUGUAUUUCAUCACGAUGUUCAACAGUUAAAGCCAGAGAUUGUUCAACAUAUAUUACUUGAUGCACCAAGUCUUGCGUUUUUCACUACCUAUGCUCUCUUAGUCUUGUUCUGGGCUGAAAUUUACUAUCAGGCACGAGCGGUCUCAACUGAUGCUCUCCGGCCAACGUUCUUUGUAAUCAAUGGAAUCAUUUAUGCAAUACAGAUAGUUUUAUGGUUAGUAAUUUGGUGGAAGCCAAUCCCGGCACUAGUGGUUCUCUCGAAGAUGUUCUUUGCAGGUGUGUCCCUGUUUGCAGCACUGGGUUUUCUUGUCUAUGGAGGAAGGCUCUUUUUAAUGCUGCAACGGUUCCCAGUGGAAUCAAAAGGUCGGCGAAAGAAGUUACAUGAGGUUGGCUACGUUACAACAAUCUGCUUUGUGUGUUUCCUUAUAAGAUGUAUCAUGAUGUGCUUCAAUGCGUUCGAUGAGGCUGCUAACCUGGAUUUGAUGGACCACCCUAUUCUGAACUUCAUAUACUACUUGUUGGUGGAGAUACUUCCUUCCUCCCUGGUUCUCAUUAUUUUAAGAAAGCUGCCGCCUAAGCGAGUCAAUCCACCAUAUCACCCUAUUCACUGAAAACAAGAUCAAAUGAUAGAUGGUAAGAAAUUGAUUGAUUGAGAAUGGAACGUAUGAUUCUUCCUGAUGAUUAAUGUGAUCAUGAAGGGAAUUUACAGAAAGGAAGUAGAAGCCCAGCAAAUUUUGGAAGACGUUGGGAAUCGUGGUUUGUGAAAUAUGUUUGUUAUAUUGAAAUGUACUUUUUGUAGUGUGUGAUCGUCUCCCAAUGAAGUCGUUUAUACAAGUAUACCAUGCCAGUUGCAAACAGACGUGUUCCACAUUUGAUGCUUAUGGGUUGACAAAUUCUUUAUCAUUCAAAA
Molecule: messenger RNA, 1486 nt
Organism: Erigeron canadensis
Lineage: Eukaryota; Viridiplantae; Streptophyta; Magnoliopsida; Asterales; Asteraceae
Product: tobamovirus multiplication protein 3-like
Exons: 11
Coding region: 309-1187 (292 amino acids)
Source: RefSeq, a predicted model, not a curated record